UUUACGUCAUCAAAGCGAGCCAGAAACGGGUGAAAGGUGCUGUUCACAGUUCCAUAACUCGUUCAUGUACUGUCACCGUCAGAUAGAAAUAUGAGUCGGUUCGCGAUUUGGUCCAGGUUCGGUUCUGUGGGUCAGCAGCUGCUAUGUCUGCCCGCCAGGCGGACACUUCUUCACCGGCACCUGCAACCCCGCAGGAGCUUUAAAACUCACAGCAGAAGCCUGGCGUACGCCAAAGACCUGUUCCUGGGUCAAGUCAACAAAGCUGAGGUCUUCCCUUACCCAGAAAUCAGCAAUGAGGAGCUGGAGGAGCUGAAUCAGUUUGUUGCUCCAGUGGAGAAGUUCUUCAGUGAAGAGGUUGACUCAGCGUUGAUCGAUCGGGAAGCCCGGAUCCCCACGGAGACUCUGAAGGGCCUGAAGGAUCUGGGUCUGUUCGGCAUCAUGGUUCCGGAGGAGUACGGUGGUCUGGGGUUGUCCAACACCACGUACGCCCGUCUGAACGAGAUCAUCGCCUUAGACGGCUCCAUUGCCGUGACUCUGGCUGCUCAUCAAGCCAUCGGACUGAAGGGCAUCCUGUUGGCGGGAACCGAAGCUCAGAAGAAGAAGUAUCUACCCAAGCUGGCAUCAGGAGAACAUGUGGCGGCCUUCUGCCUGACAGAGCCUGGGAGUGGGAGUGAUGCAGCCUCCAUUCAGACUCGAGCUACUUUGUCUGAAGACGGAAAGCAUUACCUGAUCAACGGCUCCAAGUUCUGGAUCUCAAAUGGAGCGAUGGCAGAUAUCAUGACCGUGUUCGCUCGCACUGAGGUGGAGGUGGAUGGCGUGAAGAAAGAUAAAAUCUCAGCCUUCAUCGUUGAGAGGGCUUUUGGAGGCAUCACCAGCGGCAAACCGGAGGACAAGCUGGGCAUCCGGGGCUCCAACACUUGUGAGGUGUGCUUUGACAACGUGCCGGUGCCGGUGGAGAACGUGAUUGGUGAGAUUGGAGGAGGAUUCAAGAUCGCCAUGAACAUCCUGAACUCCGGCAGGUUCAGCAUGGGCAGCUCCUGCGCCGGAAUGAUCAAGAAGCUGAUUGAGAUGACCUCUGAGUACGCCGCCACCAGGAAGCAGUUCAACAAAAGCCUGAGUGAGUUCGGCAUGAUCCAGGAGAAGUUUGCCUUGAUGGCCAUGAAUGCCUUUGUGAUGGAGAGCAUGGCGUACCUGACUGCAGGAAUGAUGGACAGACCUGGACUUCCAGAUUGUUCUCUGGAGGCUGCUAUGGUCAAGGUGUUCAGCUCAGAGGGAGGCUGGAUCUGCGUCAGCGAGGCUCUGCAGGUCCUCGGAGGUCUGGGUUACACCAAGAACUACCCGUACGAGCGCUUCGUCAGGGACUGCCGCAUCCUGCCCAUCUUUGAGGGCACAAAUGAGAUCCUGAGGAUGUAUGUGGCCCUCACAGGGAUGCAGCACGCCGGCAAAGUCCUCACGGGGAAAAUCAAGGAGAUGAAGAAAGGAAACGUUGGAAUGGUCAUGAGCAUGCUGGGUAAAAAAAUGAAGACCUCCUUUGGAAGUUCCACGGACUAUGGUCUGACGGGGAAGGAUGGUGUGGUGCACCCCAGCCUGGAGGAAAGUGCAAAGAAGUUUGAGCAGAACGUCCACCUUUUCGGAUCAACAGUGGAGGGUCUGCUGUACCGAUACGGAAAGACCAUCGUGGAUGAGCAGCUCAUCCUAAAGAAAGUUGCAGACGUGAUGAUCAACCUGUACGCCAUGACCGCCGUCCUGUCCAGAGCCAGCCGCUCCAUCAGCAUCGGCCUCAGGAACCACGACCACGAGGUGCUGCUCGCAAACACUUUCUGCAACGACGCUUAUUUCAAAAACAACUACUGGAUGGUUCAGCUGCAGAAACACUCUCCAGAGAACAAUGAUGCCAACAUCAAGAAGAUCGCCCAGAACGUCCUGCAGAACAGAGCCUACAUCUGCUCCCACCCCCUGGAGAGGACGUUCUGAGGGUCCAGCUCUGCAGAGCUGCUGUUUCACUGCGUCUGCACCCAGAUGCUCUUCAUCAAUGACGGCUUCACUAUGAUUCAGAAGACGAGCUGUUUCUGAUCUGGGUAAGAGUUUGGGAUCAAGAGAAAGCCAUCAAUCUGACCUAAAAGUCCGUCACUUUUUCUGCCAUAACAUUGAACAAUUUGGAAAUAGAGCAGAUUUCUCAGAUACUGGACAGCUUUGAGUGACCUGAUGUUUGUAUAAGAAUGACUGAGCACCCCUCUUCUGUUGUACUUAUCAGAUUAAACAUGUAAUCUGAGCUCUGUCCAAUCCUGUCUAACAGAGCACUAGUGAGAAGAUGGAAAACUAAAAAUCCUAAAUAUUCAUACGCUCUGUGGAUGGAUUUAAUAUUGUAAUUUAAUGUGUGGUUGAUUGAUGUAACAUUAAAGAAUUGAUGCUUCUUUUACAUUUCA
Molecule: messenger RNA, 2426 nt
Organism: Oryzias melastigma (Indian medaka)
Lineage: Eukaryota; Metazoa; Chordata; Actinopteri; Beloniformes; Adrianichthyidae
Gene: acad9
Product: acyl-CoA dehydrogenase family, member 9
Exons: 18
Coding region: 91-1974 (627 amino acids)
Molecular function (GO): acyl-CoA dehydrogenase activity; flavin adenine dinucleotide binding
Source: RefSeq, a predicted model, not a curated record